This is a messenger RNA of Carassius gibelio (silver crucian carp), 4842 nucleotides long. RefSeq names its product serine/threonine-protein phosphatase 1 regulatory subunit 10. Gene Ontology annotation, cellular component: nucleus. The record is from RefSeq and is a predicted model, not a curated record. The transcript has 19 exons. Bases 1313 to 3682 code for a protein of 789 amino acids. Gene Ontology annotation, molecular function: metal ion binding. Lineage: Eukaryota; Metazoa; Chordata; Actinopteri; Cypriniformes; Cyprinidae.
GAAACUGCGUAACAGUUGUCUGUGUUGAAAAUGAUUCCAGAUAUAAAUAGAGAUGAAAGAUUCCUAGCUAUAUCGAGCCUGGCGAGCUAACUGCGCCACGGUGUCUAGAAGCAGACAGCAUGCUGAGAUAAAGCGAGACUAGAGUAUGAGCUCACACCGCAAAGACCGAGCAGCGGCUCCAACGCCCUGCUUCUCUUUGUGUGUGAGACGGAGCAAUCCUAAUGAUUUCUACAGAAGCGAUAGAUAAAUCAUCGAAUAAUAAGCUAGCCAUCGCUAGUCAUAAGCAAUCUGUACAUAAAGAUUGCCAUAGGCAGAGCCAGGAAGUGACUGCAUUCAAUUGGGGCUUUUUAUAAACUGCAUUCUUUUCAGAGGAGAGCUCACUGGAACAAUCAACGCAAUCUGCACAUAAAGAUUGCCAAGUGGCGCCUGUGGAUUUAGCCGAACGGGAAAAAAAGACUGAAAUGCAACAUUUUGUUCAUAAUAAUGUCGAUAGGUGUUGUUAGUUUGCGGAACUUGAUACCCGUUGAGCUAGUUUGGUUAAAUAAACAUCCCUAGGCAAUUAUAACUUAUACAAAUGCAUAGCAGUCUGAAUAUAAAGAUUGCAUUUUUUUGUUUUGUGUGCUUGACGAGUGCGUAACGUUAGGUUAGGAUAUCUGUCUUGUCGAUUUUGCUUUAUAAUGGCGGACGGGUUGUGCUUUGCUCGGAUCACUCGAGGCAAUGGUGGCUUUGUUUUUCUGACUGGAUCUACGGGAAAUGCUGUAGCUCGGAACGACUGUCUCGUGUCGCCAUCAUCCCCAUAUACGGCUCGAGGUAUCGUCUUAUAUCCGUGGGUCGCUAGCGGGGUAAAUAUAGUAGCAUUUUGUAAACGAGCGAGACUAAUGCCAGGCGGGGGAGAACAUUGCCGUUGUGUUUUUUUAAAGCUUGUUGGAAUUCAAAGAUGGCGACCGGGCAACUGUUCACGAAGAUAAGCGGUUAAAGAUAGAGGGCGUGGUGUACCGCAGACUUCAGCCAAUCAGAGGAGGCGCUGUCAGCUGCUAUAUGAGAGAGGGAGACUUCUACAGAUGAAUCAAAUCCCCCUGUGGCCACGAGCAGAUGCAUGAAUUCAUAAAUACUGGCCUUUAGUCAGAACAACACUGGAUGCUUUGUGUUGACGAGUUCCAACACAAAACCAUCAUGCUAUUUGCUUAAAGAUGCCAGCUGUCUAUGUUACUCUCGAUUAAAAAGUUAAAGAGUUGUGUGUAUUGUUCCGUGUAAAAGGAGUUCGCUUGUGACUAUAAAAAGUUCUUCAACAACAGUGUUGCGGUAAGCAGCUAUGGCCGUGGGCCCGGUGGACCCCAGAGAGGUGCUGAAAGGAGUGGAAGCUAUGCUGGGGAAAGAUGGAGAGCUACGAAGCCUUGAGGGAGUUGCUAAAGUCUUCAGUCUCAUGAAGGCCUCGCAUAAAAUGGUCAGCAGAUGCAUGUAUCUGAACAUCUUACUGCAGACAAAGUCACAUGAUGUACUCAAUCGGUUUAUUCGAGUCGGAGGCUACAAGUUGCUGAACUCUUGGCUCACCUACUCAAAGACCACCACCAACACCCCCCUGCUGCAGCUCAUACUGCUCACCCUGCAGAAACUCCCCCUGACUGUGGACCACCUCAAACAGAACAACACAGCCAAGCUUGUGAAACAUCUGAGCAAGAGCGGCGAGACAGAAGAGCUGAGGAAGCUGGCGUCUGUGCUGGUGGAAGGCUGGAUGGCUAUUAUCCGCUCUCAGAGCGUCUCCAGUGGAGUGUCACCCAAUGACAAGAAACGGAAAAAGGAGGAUGGAAAAGUGCGUCCAGAGGUGAAGCCCCGAGAAAAAGUAGCGGAGGAGGAGAAGAAAGAAAAACCAAAAGCUUAUGCCCCAAGUCAUGCAAAGAUCCGCUCUACAGGUUUGGAGGUAGAGAGUCCAGCUCCAGUUCCUGUAAAGAAACCCCCUCCUGCACCACAACUUGGAGACAAAUACAACAUCAAGCCUGCUCUUCUCAAAAGACCAAGCACAUCGCUGACUGACACACCACCAGUGGAGAAGAAGUACAAGCCCCUUAACACCACUCCCAACUCUACCAAAGAGAUCAAAGUCAAAAUUAUACCUGCACAGCCGAUGGAAGCCACUGGAUUUUUGGAUGCCCUCAACUCCGCUCCAGUGCCUGGCAUCAAGAUCAAGAAAAAGAAACCAAAAGCAGUUUCCCCUACCACUAACAAGCCCUGUCCGUUUGACAGCAGGCCGCAGUCAUACUCAGGCACACAGGCCAAACCCUCUUCCCCUGAGACGCCCUCGUCUCAGACACCCCCUCAUGAGAACCCAGACCUGGAGCAGCCCGGCACACCCGUGCCCACCGAGGACCCUGACGCAAUGGAAACCGGUGAAAAACCCAAUGCUCUGGCUGAACCUCGCGGUGAGGAGGAGGCUCUGACUAAGAAAGGAAAGAAAAAGAAAAGUGUUCGGUGGGCGGAAGAGGAUCAUCUCAAAGAGUACUUCUACUUUGAUCUGGAUGAGACUGAGAGAGUGAACGUUAAUAAAAUUAAGGACUUCGGUGAGGCGGCCAAACGGGAGCUGAUGAUGGACAGGCAGACGUUUGAAAUGGCUCGUCGUCAUUCUCACGAUGCCAUGGAGGAGAGGGUGCCUUGGACUCCUCCUCGACCUUUGACCCUCAUAGGCAGUCUGGUCAUUCCUGCUUCCAGCAGCAGAGAGAAGAUGAUCCAGAGAGACCGAGAGAUGGGCAUUCUGCAGGAGAUCUUCCUCAGCAAAGAGAGUGUUCCAGACAGUCCUCAUGAGCCCGACCCUGAGCCGUAUGAGCCCAUGCCUCCUCGUCUCAUCCCACUGGAUGAAGACAGCAGUAUGGAGGAGAGUUACAUGGAGCCCGCUGACAUCCUGGCCUCCGGCGGCUCUAAUGAAAGCUCCAAGCUGCCUCCUGUUCUAGCUAACCUCAUGGGAAGUCUGGGCAACAGCGGCCGCAGCCCUCAGGCGCAAGGCAACGCCCCAGCAGCCAGUAAUAACCCCGCUGUCAAUGUGCAGGAACUGCUCUCAUCUAUCAUGGGUGCUCAGGGAUCUAACCAGUCUCCAGAGGACCUGAUCAAACAGCCGGAUUUCUCUGAUAAGAUCAAGCAGCUUUUGGGCUCUCUGCAGCAAAACCAGAACCAGAAUCCGAAUCAGAACCAACCUCCCCAUGCUCCGCCAAUGAACACGGGUCUGCUUGGCCAUGGCCCCGGCAUGAACAACAUGAACAACAUGCCGAUGCCCAUGAACGGUGGUUUCCCUCCAAACAAGCCCCCUGGACCACAUUUCAACCAUCCUCCUCCUCCUCCCCACGGCCACGGCCCACCCUUCAACCCCGGCGGCCCCCGCAUGAUGGGUCCUCCGCCCGGACCACCGGGCCGCGGGGCGGACAACGGCAACUACUGGGGCGACGACUCCAUGAGAGGAGGCCCACACCGGGGAGGACACUUCCACCGGGGCAGAGGGAGAGGAGGAGACCCGGGCUUCAGAGGACGAGGGGGACGCGGAGGACCACGUGGGGGACACAACAACAUGGGCGACAUGUCAAAAAGGCCGGUUUGUCGUCACUUCAUGAUGAAGGGAAACUGUCGGUAUGAAAACAACUGUGCGUUUUACCACCCCGGUGUAAACGGCCCACCUCUUCCUCCCCAGCAUGGACACUAACACACUGACAACUGCUGUUCCUUGAACUCACCACUAGUGGGCAACAGGACUCAAAAUGAGCCUCGUAACUGAACCGCUCCAUCCCUCCUGCUUCCUCUGACUGUACAAUUGCUUCAUUGGAUCUGAACAGUAAUAGAACUUUCCCUCAUCUGGAAAGCUGUGAGAAGAUCCGAGAUCCUCUGUGAAGAGACUACCUGUAUAUAGUGAUUCCUCUAUUUUUAUUGUGAAUCUGUGUACCACUGACCUGACUGCUAAAGAUUGUACUACAUAACUCUAGAACCACUAGGACGUGAUGUAAAUGAUUGUCUUCAGCCAGUGGCCGACAGUUCCUUAAGCUUCUCCUGCUGGCAAGAACCCAAGAUACUGGAUGUGCAGUUCUCUAAAUAAUAAUUCACACGUCAGUCAUUCUUUGAUCAAUGAAAUCGAUACUUUUUGAUAGUUUAUUUUCAGGUUUCUUUCGAAGAGGGAGAAACCGUACUUCUAUGAAAUGUGUAGAUGCCUCCCACACGGUCCUUGUAUUAUUAUAAUUUUUUUUUUCAUUCAAUCUACGAUUUUUAGUUUCUAAAAGAUACUCCGCAGCACUGAAAUGUAUUUAUUAAUUGGCAUUAUGUUCCCCCGAAAUUGGAAAUAGUAUGUACUCGAGGGGUCAGUUUGUCAGCAUUUUUGAAGUCCCACUGAAUACUUGAAUCGAUACUUUGUGAUGGAAAGUGAUCCUAGCCUGCUAAAGAAACAUCCGCUGUUGUUCUGUGUAGCGUGACAAUCAGGAGAAUCAGUGAUGUUGAUGCUGUGGCUUGAUUUGCUGUGUGUUCAUGUUCUCGGAUGUUCCCGUGCGGGUCUGUCCUGCUCUAUCAGUGUUCAGCUGAGCCUAACCCGGGCUGCAAACCACUAUCAUCAAGGCCAAACGUAUUCAGGUGUUUUCUGUGAAAACAGUGGCCAUUGUCUCUUGUGGGACUUGAUUUUCUUUUUCUUUUUUGGUUACGAUUCGCUAUGUUCCCAUGAUUUUAUUUUGAUACAAGUCUGAUGAUUUUGCUUUUUCUAUUGUUGUCGGAGAGAUGUCUAUGUGUCAGAGCGCCACAUAAACACAAUAAAAGGCACAUUCAGAAAUGUAAGGUGUUUUUCUACUUGUGAAUUAAUAAAGCUUACAUGCCGUUUUCUCUCAA